This is a messenger RNA of Trypanosoma brucei brucei TREU927, 3825 nucleotides long. RefSeq lists its product as hypothetical. The transcript has a single exon. Gene Ontology annotation, molecular function: protein binding. The coding region runs from base 1 to 3825 and encodes 1274 amino acids. The record is from RefSeq and is a predicted model, not a curated record. Gene Ontology annotation, biological process: mitotic cell cycle; establishment of meiotic spindle localization; spindle organization. NCBI's taxonomy places the organism in Eukaryota, Euglenozoa, Kinetoplastea, Trypanosomatida, Trypanosomatidae. Gene Ontology annotation, cellular component: spindle pole.
AUGUACGGCGUCACCCAUCCGCGGCAAGGGAACGGCGGCCAAAAACGAAAACAGAAGAGGCCGAUGGAUCAAGCUGCAGCGACUGGGCCGCCUGUUCUUUUACCUUCCAUUAAAACGGACGCACGUAGCGUUGUGGAGGCAAGGAACUUCGAUGUAAUGUGCGGGGCAGAGAUAACAACGGCCACUGAACAGAAGUAUAGGAACACCGGUUCGAUGAGUGGUGGUGUCCUGGGGUUGGACUCAUCUCCAGAGACAAUAUUGAAUAUGAACAAGGAGGCUAUGUCGCUUCUAAAUAAAGGUAAGAUGGGCGCUUGCGAAGACGUGUUGCAGACGGCGUUGCAACUAGCGGAAUCAGGGGUGCAGAACUGCCGUCAUGCCAUCAUGAUGUCGGCUGACCCAACAAAGCAGGAGGAACUUGAGGCGUGGCAGCUUGUCUUCGCAACAACACUAAGCAACAUGGGUUCCGUCCAACGUCGCGUUGAUCAACCACAGGACGCCUUGCGGUAUCUGCAAGAUGCGUGCGGCGUAGAGGAAGAAGUUUUUGGACAGCCAACCUGCUCCACACUAUUGAAUCUCUCAACUGUAAUGCUAAACCUCGGGUUAUUUGACGACGCACUGAACAUGGCACGUAACUGCGCCAGUACAGCCGAGGGUGGAGACCCUUUACUCCACAUCAUCGCGCUGCAUAACUAUGGUAUAGCGUUACGAAGUCAUCCGUCAAGUGAAAUGAAGCAGUCUGCCGCACCGGUUCUUAUGAAAGCGUUGCGCGAGGCGGAGUCAAACUUAGGCAAGGACCACCCCACAACCCUUAUCAUCCGCCAACGAUGCGGCAUGGCAGCCGCAACACCAGCACGAACGUCAACACCUGGAAGGUCUGUUAGAACGCCACUACAGCAACGCAGAUCGGGGAGUUCGGGCGCCAAGAGUAGUGUCAGUUCUGGAUAUUCAGUUAAACAAAGGAGAAAGCAGGGUUCUGGAAGCCGCACAAGUCGCGGUAACUCUACUUCAGGCAAGCGCAAGAGUGCCACGGGGCAGAAAGGUUCCACUCUCCCACCGGUCGGUCAAGCACCCGUUGACCGACUGCGGGUGAAGCAAGCCAUACAAAGACUGGAUUAUGGUGAGAUAAAGAAGGUAGUAACGACGAAAAUGGAAGAGUGCGAAUCAACUCCGUCAGCGGUGUCAUCCGAGACUGACGAAGAACCAGUCACGCCUCGACCCUCCGCUCCCCCUUCGCAUCUUCCACCUCCGCUCCCGCCCAUCGCCGUGCAGGAAAUGAGCGUGUCAACACACAACUCACAGAAAUGUUCGGAUGCCUCCCCUUUCACGCCCAUUUUUGCGGUGCUAAACGACAAUGUGAUGAGCCUUGGAUCGGCAAGUGGUGACAAAUCUGCCUUUUCCAACGAAAUGGUGUGGAGGUGGCAACCACCAGUUGAAGUGGUGGAAGCUGCGGUGCCGUCUCUGCGGGAGACUCAGGAGGAAGCCCCAACUUCGAAAGUCGAGGCAACCGCAACCCCGCCUGCUGUUCCUGCGGCUAAUGAAGAGGAAAAAGUGGUGCCAACGAUCAAAAAUGAGGAAAGGAAGGAAGAGAUGAUUCAGAAGCAAAGUAGAGCCAGCAGCAUCAGACAUUUAAACAAGCGAGGUAGCAUGCGCCGUGGAAAAGAGAGAAGGAACGAAGAACGGGACAGUGAUGUGCGAAACAGAAGCACCGGAAGUAAAAAGUCCUCGAAACUCGGUUGUUGUGGCGGAUAUAUCAAUCUAUGUGAAAGCUUCUCUGAGGGGAGGCCCUCAUUCCUUCAUUUUGGCGAUCAGGAAGCUGCUCCACACGCUGCUGUGUCUGCAACUGAACCAAUGCAACACCAGUUCCCCGGUAGUGUGGGUCCCACCAACGAUCCUGUUUCGCGAAGGGAACAGAGAAGGAGGGAAAGACUUCUUUUGGGUUUUGAUGAUUUCGAUGACAUUGACAUCGACGAAGAAGAAGAGGAAGAGGAGGAGGAAGAAGAGGAAGAGGAAGAAGAAAAAAAAGAAAGGGAGAAACAGCGGGACGCGAAGGAAAGAGGUGAGGGAACUCCCGGUAGGUUCGCGGUUGGCGAUGCGGAGCAAAAAGGUGAAAAAAAGAGGAUGGGAAUCAGCAAAAUUAUCGGAACUAGUCCAGCGGUGCGUCGCCUGCAGCGUAUUGAAAAGGAGAAGCAAGAAGAAGAGGCUCUCCGAGCGCGUUGGGAGAGAGAAGCCGCAGAGCGAGCAAAGAAAGAAAUUUUUGAGCGCUCACUAGAAAAAAUUGUCCACCGCACGAGAGUACGAGCAGCCACCACUAUCCAAUUGGUCUGGAUUGAGUGGUGGGAGAACAUCGGCAAACGAAGGCGCGAGUUGUUGAACAAGCGGGCAGCCGAUAGGGAAAGAAGGGAAAGGUUGCGGCUGGCACUUCUCGACUACGAAAGCCGUCUCGCACAGCAGCAAAGCAAGAAAGCAGCCCCAGCGGUCGUUGAGGUCGGUAUUCCAUCGGUCAUUAAGUGUGUAAAGAGGUGGAUGGAAAAAACAGCGUGUAUUAUUUAUGCUGUGCAAAAGGGUUUGCGGCGUGAGGAACGAGACAACAACUUUUUCCGUUCAAUGAUUGUCAAAAUACAGUCAGCUUGGCGGCGCAUCCAAGCCAAGCGGCGUUCACGGGAAAUUGCGAUUACACGGGAUCAGAGGCGAGCAGAAACUCUGGAAAGAGAACCUCAGGAGUAUGCCGCUCUUGUCAUUCAAAAGUUCGUCCGAUGUGCCUUUGCGAGGCAAAAAAGGAAGCAGCUUAGAACAGAGCGCUACAGACCAGCAGUGAUCAAGGUUCAGCGGUGGUUCCGCCAAACAUAUGCUCGCGCCCGAAUGCGUGGCACCGACGUUGUGUCUUGCUGGAGAAGGAAGUACUCUGCGCGCCUUAUUCAAAGGGCGUGGCGGGGGUAUCUCGGUCGCCUCAACGAUGCAAUGAAUAAUCUUCGCUUCAAGCUGAACGAGACCCGCCGACGGGAACGCGAGGCGGCCACGACGAUUCAACGUGUUGGCCGCGGGCAUCUCUUGAGAUGUCAGGUAGCAAAACGUGCGAAAGAUAUUGAUCGCAUUUACUCGACCAUGCGCUUUUUAGAGUUGAAGGCUACGGAUGGGGUGGAGGAACAACAGCCGCUGUCUACGCAUGCCACGCUCCCCGCUUACCUUCCCUCCGAUGCCGAGGAGGUGGCUCGCGUCGCCGAGCUGGAGCGGGAAAAGUAUCAUAUCGGGAUGUUUGUGGAGGAGGUGGCGAAGCGCGAGCGGGAGGCGUGGAGCGAUGCGCUUCGCUUCCGUCCGUUUGAGGUGCAGCGGCGCCGCGCCGGUGAGGAUCUUUUGUGCCAGUUAGAAUUCAACGUUUACCGACGAGAGAGGGCUGCAACGAAGAUUCAGCGGGAGUUCCGAGCUUGGCGUCGGGUACGUCACGACGUCCUUCGCGAUAAGACACUCCUCAUGAAAGGGCGGGGUGACUACAUGCAAAACUUCUUUGACAAUAAGGUUCAGAAGAUGUUACACAGGAGGCGGUAUGAAGGAGGAAAGGAACUCUACGGUGAUCACGCCCGCCCCAUGCGGGAAAUGAAAGAAGAGGCGCAAAGUGAGCUGCAGGAGCUCUGCCCGCUGGUGCGCACACACGCCCAUCCGACCGAAUUGCGAACCCGUGAGGAACGAUGCAAAGCGGAAGAAGAAUUGCUACAUGACGAAGAACUCGUGGCGAGCGAGCAGGUGUCGGAUUGGCUCAACUUCAGGAGAGAGACGCUUAUGAAUCGGUUUAGGGAAGAGGUAAGUAGUGCCCGCGGCUCUUGCUUCUAG